This is a messenger RNA of Daldinia decipiens, 1651 nucleotides long. RefSeq names its product DNA replication/checkpoint protein. Gene Ontology annotation, molecular function: single-stranded DNA binding; DNA replication origin binding. Gene Ontology annotation, cellular component: DNA replication preinitiation complex. NCBI's taxonomy places the organism in Eukaryota, Fungi, Ascomycota, Sordariomycetes, Xylariales, Hypoxylaceae. The record is from RefSeq and is a predicted model, not a curated record. The coding region runs from base 143 to 1576 and encodes 477 amino acids. The transcript has 2 exons. Gene Ontology annotation, biological process: mitotic DNA replication preinitiation complex assembly; DNA replication; double-strand break repair via break-induced replication.
AUUUAAGCUUGUCGCGUUUUUGGCGGAUUAACCUUCCCUAUCAAAAACAUUCCUUAUUACCAAAUCCAAUAUUUAGCAACAAUUAUUACCAAUUCUCGUCAAAGUCUACAUAUAGCACUUCUCAACUCAUCUCUUAGUUAAGAUGGAUGAAAGUGAGAAGCUUCAAUACGAAGAGACGUGCAGGCAAUUACGCGCCGACCUCAAGCACUUCGAGGCCGACUGGGCAAGCCAUAAUGCCGGCACAAAGCCGGGGCGCGAGGAUAUUAAGAAAAAUCCAGAAAUAGCUCGAAAAUACAAGAAAUACAACCAAGUCCGCGAUAUCUUAGCUGGCAAACUCCCUCCCCCAAAAGCCAAGACGAGGGAAUCAUCAAGUUCUCGGAAACGCGAGCCGGAAGAAGUUCUCGCAGUGACGCCCUCAAAGCGGUCAAAGCCAGCCGAGACGCCUUCCCAUAUACGGGAGCGAAUUAUAGAUCCUGAGAUGUUUGAGACACCAUCCUCGCGGAAACUAUUUAGUCCUGCUGUACCUACCUCAAUUGGACCUACCCCCCAAAGGGAUGGGCGUAUCCUGGGAUUAUUUGAUUUGUUGGAAGAGAACGACGAGAACACGCCUUCGAAAAGUAGGACUGGCGAAUCAUUGAAAGAUGGUGCAAUCCAGGCCACUCCCAGCAAAAAUGUUGGUGGUGAAAAUAUCGGUGACGCUCUCAAACUGGAUAAAACUCCAGUGUCGAGCAAGCGCACGACACUUUUCAUGACGCCUUCGCGGCGAGAUAGCAAUGCUCCUCUAGGUCGAACUCCUAGUUCGAUCCGUAAGUUGCAAUUGACUACACCAUCUUUUCUUAGGAGAGCACCCCUCGCAACGGUGGACGAAAAUGGCGAUUACAUAGCUCCUGCACCCCUACGACUACCACGCAAGCCUCUAGGCCGUAGUCUGAGCAGCGCAGUGGCGAGUCUACGAAAGCUAGAGGAAGAAGCACUGGAUGACGAUCUCGAAGCCUUACGUGAGGCGGAGAAUGAUGUUAACCCGUCGGCCACUACGAAGCCUGUGAGGAAGAAUGAGGAGAUCCUCGAGCCGGACAGUCAGGCCCAGCAGCUCCUUGGUGGAUUUGACGAUGAGGAUCUUUAUGACAGUACACCCGAAGAGCAAGUGGGCCGUGGCGGACAGCCCCUAAAGGUUUACAAGAAGAAGGGACAAAAGAGGACUACGCGACGAGUCAAUAUGAGGCCAACUAGGAGCAAACGGCCACAGCAGCCUGCGCAGGAACAACCGGAGACCGAUGACGAAGGUGACGUCGUACCUGAGACGCAGGCAAACAUAAUGAAGGGCGGCGAUACUCCACCACUAGACUUAGGGUCCGACUCUGAAUUCGACCUCGUAGAAGAUGAUGGUCAAGAGCCCAAGGAGACGAAGCAUGCAGAGAAGAAAAAGAAGACGGAAAAGAAGGAUGGCAAGGUCCAAAAGGUUGCUAGGAAGGUCAACGAGCUAGCCCAUGCGAACUUUAAGAGGCUAAAGCUGAAGAAUCAUGGAGCCAAGGGGCCUCCGUCUGGGUUUGGGGGUAGAUUCAGGCGCCGUAGAUGAGCGGGCAAGUUACUGAUACUACCGUAUUGAAUGAUUAUGAUGAUGCUUGUCAAUAAUUGCCUAUUUACAUGAGCC